Molecule: messenger RNA, 3176 nt
Organism: Patiria miniata (bat star)
Lineage: Eukaryota; Metazoa; Echinodermata; Asteroidea; Valvatida; Asterinidae
Product: putative transporter svop-1
Exons: 15
Coding region: 719-2461 (580 amino acids)
Biological process (GO): transmembrane transport
Cellular component (GO): membrane
Molecular function (GO): transmembrane transporter activity
Source: RefSeq, a predicted model, not a curated record
CAUUGUUAGUUGACGUGACUGACAUCCCUGGUACCCAUGCUUGUGAUGUUCACAUGAUCAUAUCGUGGUUACCAUUGCAGAAAUGUGCUGGUUGGAAAAUACUGUUUAGAGAUCUGUUAAUAAUGAUAAAUGUUUAUCAUACUGAUUGCAACCCAUAGCACAGUGCAGUGUCUCAGUUUUUAGUUGGUAUACACUCGACGGUUCACCGCAAUCCUUAAUUUAUUCCGGCUGAAAAACAAACGGUUGUCUGUUACUAGUACUUGGAAUGAAAAUAUCAUUGCGUGCCAAUACGUGUGAGUUGUCGUCACAAAUUGUAUUAUGCAAAUGAAGUACCAUAUGUUGUGAUAUUGUAUUACAUUGGUUUGCGUGGCAUGAUCACUUGGUAUUUCAAAGGUUUAAUCAACUGUGUGAGUCUGUAGUGCAACAAGUGGUUCCCACAUAUGUUUUUUGGACAACAUCUAACUGCUGCAGUGCUGCCAUUUUCGGAUUGGACUACUAAAACUAUGGGUUUUGUUUAUGCUGCAUAUGUUCAUAUGUAAUUAUGAUCAAUGCUACUGUCACUCCAUUGCAGUGGUAAUUACACAAAUAGAACACGCAGUUGAAAUAAAGAGUUCUGUUCUAGUCUCCAACACCAGUCACACUUCAUGCAAUUACCCGCUGAAUUCUACAACCUUAAUGCACCAGGCAGUCUUAUUCACGGCUUGAACUGAGGAUACAUAUGCAUUUGAUGAACAUGGCCAGCGAGGCGUCAGCACCAAGGUUAAGAGGGAAAACAGGAGAAAAACUACCUUUAAAAGAUUCGACCACAGUCCAAGGCUCCGCCGGCCUACUGGAUGAAGCAGAGGCGGCACUCAAGAUGCUGGAGUAUGGCUCCAACUCGUCCUGGCCCAAGACCACAUCAGACGCAGCAGAGGAGUCUGGGGACUAUUCAGUCAAUGACGCCAUUGAUGCUAUCGGUGUUGGUUGGCUACAGAUCACCAUCCUUAUCAUGUCUUUUCUAGCCAUGCUGGCAGUCUUUGCUCAGAUUCUCCUGUCUACCACAAUUAAUGAAAUCUUGAGAUGUACUCUCAAACUUAGCGAUGACAAAGUUGCACUAAUCUCCACAAUGUUGUUUGUCGGUGAGUUACUGGGCACAUAUCCUAUCAGUAAGCUCAUGGAUACCUAUGGAAGGAGACCGGGGUUGAUUCUUAUCACCUGUCUAAUGUUCUUCUACUCGGCAAUCGUGUCCAUCGCCCCCAACUACGUCUGGGUUUUAAUUCUCCGGUUGAUAGCCGGCAUUUUUGUUGUCGGAGUCCAGUCUUCCUUUAUGCUGUACCUUGGUGAGAUCACACCAUCCAGUUUCAGAGCUCUCUUCGUUCUUGGACAAGUGCUUUUCUUUGGUAUCGGCAGCGUGUACGUUGCUACGUUGGGAUAUCUUGUCCUUCCAGUCAUGGGCUGGCGAUUUCAGUGUCUGUUUGCUGCUAUGCCUAUCCUACCAGUCAUGGUUGCUGCCUGGAUUUUCCCGGAAUCUCCGCGGUAUUAUGCUCUGACGGGCAGCCUAAAAUCAGCCGUUGAAACCAUGAAGAAAAUCGCGGCUGGAAACAACAAAGAAUUACCCGAGGGCAAAUUAAUCCAGGCUACUAUCCGUGAUAAGGAGGAGAGAAGCUCCGUUUUUCAGCUUUUGAGCCCCGAACUGAGUCGACAGACUCUGAUGCUGUGGAUCAUAUGGUUCUGUGUGUAUUUCUGCUACCUGGGCAUCGCGUUAUCCAGCGGCCGACUGAUUCGUAUCACCUCCCCGCUCCCACCCACGGCCGGCAACGAAUCCUUGAAUCUGGAUAUCGAUCCAAACUCGACGCUCUUUAUACCACCUGACCCAGUAGCAGAGGGUGUCGUUAAAGCUAAACCUGAGAAUGUUUUACGAGUUGCUACUGAAGAUAUAUUGCCGGAUCACCCACAUCCUCGGAUGACUGCUCCAACUUGUGCAGAAGAAGACAAGGAACCAGUCGAGUGUGAAGUCAUCGUCUCAAACUCUGAAUAUGUUGAUUCAGUCGUUGCCUCCUUUGGGGAUUUCAUGGCUGCACCAUGUAUUGUGGUUCUCGUUUACACCUUCGGCCGUAAGGGAGGCAUGAGCAUAUCACUCCUACUAGCUGCUUCAUUCAUGCUGUGCAUAAUUGUAACACUAGGCCAGAUUCCACCACUAGUUUUCAUCUUUCUAUCCCGUGCACUAACCAUGGGAACGUAUGGUGGAUUGUUCCUGUACACUAUGGAAGCCUAUCCGACGUCUACAAGGGCCAUUGCGCUUGCGACGGGGCAGUUCUUUGCGAAGAUGGCUGGCGCCCUCACACCUUUCGUGGCAGAGAGUCUCAUCAAGCGUUCCCCUGUCGACGCAAUUCUUAUCUAUUUCUUCGUCUGCAUCACGGGUUCCAUCACAGUGUGUUUACUCCCCCUGGAAACACAAGGCAUGGGGUUAAAGGAUUCUUGAUAAGGAAGAAAUCAAGUGCCAAAAAAUAAUAGUUUUUGCAACCGUCAUUGAUUAAGCUAUCGUCAGGGAAGGAGGGCUGAUUUUUUGUAGGUUUAAGCUUAUAAUUAAUAUAACAUAUAAAACUGAUAUUUUUUUAGUAUUUAUGGUGCAGUAUAAAUGAAAAAAAAAUAUGUGCUUGGCCAAUUUUAAGCAAGUACGUUAAAAGCGGCUGGACGCUGAUAAUGGCCAGAGCCGAAAGCUUUUGGUCAAAAAGUCAAAUCAAUUCAAAAAUUCACAAAUUUCCAACGAUUUUGUUCAACAGUUUUACUUCGUUUUGUGAAACACCCCUCUGACCAUGUCUAAGGUAUGUGCUUUGGGCACCUAGUGCUAAAUAUCUUUUAUGGAAAUUGCCAUGUGCUGUGCAUACUGCGCCAUGCGGUGUUUUACCAGUGGUUUAAAACCACCCAUGUGACGGGCUCUCAACCAAUAGGAAUUGGUAGCCUAAACUGUCUCAGGUAUUUAUGAUGGAGAGGUAAAAGUCAAGCUUUUUUUCUGCAUGAAAAUUCUAAAACCUACCUUCGGCAUUUUAGUAAAAUCUGUAAUGAUUUGUGUGUAUUUAAUGGGAUAGGUUUCAGAAUGUUUUAAGUAAUUACUUUAUGAAAGUUAUUUUCUAAACAUUGUAGUAAGGUAUUUGUAAUGGAUGUGUAUUCCUUGGUUAUAUUCUCAGUUAUAAGAA